AUGUGGCUGCGACCCAGCGCCACGUACAUGCCCCGUCGCACACAUGGCUGCGACCCAGCGCCACUUGCAGCCUGGGGCAGUUUAAAGCUCAAGGGGCAUCCAUGCCACCCCCACGCACAGCCCUGGCAGGCAGCCAUCUUCGAACGCUCCAAGUACAACUGCGGCGCCACCCUCAUCAGCAGUAGAUGGGUCCUGACUGCAGCCCACUGCCUGACCGGCCCCAUCCACGUGCGUCUGGGGGAUUACAACCUGUAUGUCCGCGAGGACACCGAGCAGUACAAAGUCGUGGCCAAAAGCAUCAUCCACCCCGGCUACAACUGCACGGACCACGACAACGACAUCAUGCUGCUGAAGCUGCAGACCCCGGCCACGCUCAACCGCUACGUCCAGCCGCUGGGCCUGGCCUCGCAGUGUGCGGAGCCGGGCGAGCAGUGCAUGGUGUCGGGGUGGGGCACCGCUCUCAACGCCCCCGAAAACAUCUCCAUCAUCCUCUACUGCACCAUGGUCCACAUCGUCUCUGAUGAGCAGUGCGCGGCCAACUACCCCGGGCACGUCAACAGGAACAUGGUCUGCGCAGGCUUGAAGGGCGGGGGCACGGAUUCCUGUGAGGGCGACUCCGGCGGCCCGCUGGUGUGUAAUGGGAAGCUGCAGGGCGUCGUGUCUUGGGGCGACGUGCCCUGUGUCUCCACCCUGAAACCCGGCGUUUACAUGAACAUCUGUAAAUACCACGACUGGCUGCAGGCCACCAUGUGCGCAAACUGA
Messenger RNA from Malaclemys terrapin pileata, 762 nucleotides. RefSeq names its product kallikrein-15-like. Gene Ontology annotation, molecular function: serine-type endopeptidase activity. The transcript is spliced from 5 exons. The record is from RefSeq and is a predicted model, not a curated record. The coding region runs from base 1 to 762 and encodes 253 amino acids. NCBI's taxonomy places the organism in Eukaryota, Metazoa, Chordata, Testudines, Emydidae. Gene Ontology annotation, biological process: proteolysis.